Prorocentrum cordatum is the source of this 3950-nucleotide messenger RNA. The record is from the annotation of a GenBank genome assembly. NCBI's taxonomy places the organism in Eukaryota, Dinophyceae, Prorocentrales, Prorocentraceae.
GCCGUUGUGGCCGCCACGCCCUUCCCAAAUUUAGCCAGCCGUGCCCGCUGUGGUUGGGAUCUGUAGCCAGGCACGCGCGAUGGUCACACCGAUCAGUGCAAGCUGCGUUUUCUAACACUGUAGUGUUGUCUUGCGUUCGACGGGUCAGGGUCCAGGUUGCGUCCACCAUGGUGCUGAGCAUUCUGUGGAGCCAUUUUGUUGUCAGCUAUUUUGGCACAGGCGUUGUUGAAUCGGUGCCGGUAUUGCGUGGACCUGCGGCCAUGCGCUGAGGGCCGCCGCGUUGCCCCGAAUGCCGCACGCGGCCAGGCUCUAUCAGCGCUGCUUAUGCUUCGCCGGCAUCGUGGCGUACGUCUUCUUUGGGCUGGUCAUCGUGGUUGUCAACAAGAGCAUCGUGCGCGAUCAUGGGCUGCAGAUGCCCGCCCUCGUGGCCUCCAUGGGCGCCCUGUUCACGGCCACCUUAACCCGUGUGCUCGUGCUGCUCGGCAAGGUGCACGUGCGCCCAGUGGGCAAGCAACCAUGGGAGUUCGCUCUGUGGCGGGUGUUGCCUGUCGGCGUCUGCGCGGCGGGCAGCCUGUGCUUCGGCAACAUGGCGUACAUAUUUCUCGACGCUGGUUUCAUACAGAUGCUUAAGGCGGGGACGCCAGCGUUGUUGUUGCUGGUGCUGGCUUGCCUCAAGGUGGAAGUCGUUUCGGGCAAGUCCGCCGCGCUCGCAUUGUGCAUGGUGGCAGGCAGUGCGCUGGCGUCGGCGCAGCAGCCGAACGCCACCGUUGUGGGCCUCGCCGUGCAGCUGCUGUCCCAGAUCUGCGAGGUGCUGCAGUGCACGGGGAUGCAGGUCUUCUUGCAGCAGCUCGGCUUCGAUGCCUGGGACGCUGGCUACUACCUCACGCCCGCCGUAGCCGCUUGCUGCCUAUUGCCCUCGAUCCUGCUUGAAUGGCCCCACAUCAUCGCAGAUCAGAAGGUGCAGCUGCUGUUCGACCAGGCACCGAAGCUCGUGCUCAGCGGCUGCGUGGGCGUCGUCGUCAACAUGUCCUCGCUGCUGGUGAUCAAGCACACGUCCAGCCUGCUGGCCAAGCUGCUGGUCAUCUUUCGCAGCGCAGCACUGGUACUGGUCUUCAUCCUCGGCGGGGAGGAGUUCACCCUGCUGCAGGUCGCCGGGUACGCCGUGACGAUCUGCGCGUUCGUGGGCUACUCCGUGGUGAAGGCCCAGGAGGCGCAGGAGAGGGACUCCCAGCAGGAGGACGCCGCGCCCGACAGCAAGGAGUGCGAGGUGUGCGCUGGGGAGCCGGACUUGGGGCUGGAGGCCGCGCCAGAGGCGGGCGCGAGCAGCCUGCCCCGGGGCAUCUCCCACACGUCCAACGAAGGCCUCCUCGACGAGCACCGCGCCGCGGGCGAAGCCCUCGGCGCCACGCCGCCGGACGCAAGCCGGCCGUCCUGGGACGUGACCACCUUCCUCUUCUGGUUCGCCCUGUUCGUGUUCUCCGCGGGGGCCUACCAGGCCCUGGUGGUGCGGCAGCUGCCCUCGAGCGAGCUCGGGCUCCGCGGCCUGGUGCAGGCGCCUCAGGUGGCCUCCGUCUCCACCGCGGUGCCCCCGGCGCCCGACCUGGCGUCCGCCUCGGGGCUCGGGCGCGGCGAGCCCGCCUCCGCGGCCGCCGCGCUGGGCGGGGCGGUGGGUGCCCCGAGCCUGGCGGGGCCCCCCGUGGUGCAGACGCCCGCCAAGGUGCUGCGCCUGGCCGACGGCCGCUUCCUCGUUCACCGGGGCGGGGAGGUGGCGCUGCAGGCCCGGAAGCCCGGCUCGACGUUCUCCUCGUCCUGGGUCGUCUCCUCGCAGGACUUCGGCCUCGUGCACCUGCAGGCUCUCGGCGGCGGGCCGGCGGCCCGGUGGCUGUCGUGCAACCUGAGCCUCACGGCCGCCGCCCAGGACGCGUGCGAGCUGUGGAUGACGGCCUCCAGCUGGGAGAGGUGGUCCCCGGCGGAGGACGUCGGCGAGUACGUGCUCAAGAGGCGCAGCACCGGCCUCUUCCUGGAGGCCGACGGGCCGGGCCUGGGGUGGGGCCAGGCGGGAUCCACGUUCCGCGUGGCCGACUGGCUGCCCGAGGGGUGCUCGCUGAAGGGCAUGGGGCCGUCGCGCUCCAGCUACCUGGAGGCCUCCGGGGAGAUCGCCUUCACGAUGACCACCUUCUCCCGCGUGUACGCCCGCAGCGCCAUGUUCAGGCAGGCCUUGAGCUCCGCGUUCCUGCACCUGAAGGAGCGCGACUUCUAUCCCGAGUUCCUGGUCGUCGACGAGUGGUUUGAGGGGCCAUCGUUGCUGGCCGGCACCUUCAGCGGACCAACCGUGGAGUCGACUCGUGCAGAGAUGCUCGACUUUUUCCCCGGCUGCACCGGAGCCACUGUGGAGGAGGCUGAGGCGGCCCGCGGCAGGUGCACCUUCGUCUUCAAGGAUCAGGAUCGCCCUGGCCAGGCGAGUUCGCUGAACAUUCUGCUGGACCUCAUGAGGGCCAAGUUCUGGAUGCACCUGGAGGACGACUGGGUGUUCUACCAGGACUCGACGUGUACCUGUCGCAGCUCCUCGCGCCGCUGUUCGGAGACCCCGACGGCUGCCGGCGCCAAGAGGACGGGCAGCGUCAGGCCACCGGUGCGGAGGUCCGGGCUGGGGGCUGCGCGCAGGUGGCGGCCGUGCGCCUGGAGAGCCGCGAGCCGUCGCUCGCGGAUGCCACGGGCCCGGCAGAGGGCCCAGAGGUGGAGGGGCAUCACUUGUCGCCCGCCCUGCUCAACGAUUCCUACGUGCGGGAGUUUCUGGCCCACGGCGGCUUCGACGACGAUCCGAGCCACGGCUGGGGCGCCUUCGAGCAGGUCGGGGCCGCGCCGUGGCCAGCGUUCCCGCUGAGGCCGGCGCUCCACAACCUGACCUACAUCAGGUCUCUGGGCGGGCCCCUCUUCUACGGCGGCAGGCCUGGCCGCUUCUGCGAGGACCCGAGGAUCAACCGCUGGCGCGGCGGCGGGAGGGUGCGCAGCUUCCGCUGGGACUUCCAGUUGGAGUUCGCCGUGCGGUGGGCGCGCGGCGGCGCCUCCGUGGCCAGGGUGAGCCCAGGCGCGUGCGUGAUGGACGUCAGCGGCGGCGUGAGCAGCCUCGAGCGGAGCGUCGACGUCUGGGCCGUGUAGGGCCCCCCCGCGCGCGCCAGCCGCGGUGUAUCCCCACCUCCAAAAAACCUGGCAGGGGCCGCCCGCCGCCGCCGUGCGACGCCCUCGCGCGGUACCGCUCGCUCGCGGCAGUUCCUCGGCGCCGCCCGCUGCCCUCGGUGCCACCCCUCCCGGUCGGCGGGGGGACGUAUGAAUCGCCCCUCUCGAAGGCUCAAUUUUUGUAAACGCCUCUGGUCGCCUUUUCGAAGUGAGCGACCGUUGGGUCCCUGUCCUUACUCCAGGAUCUGCCGAAUUGCGGUUGGGGCACGUAGUCUGAAUUCGAUGCUCACCGGCAGCGUGCCGUGGCGGGCAGGCUCGGCGUCGCCCCCUCUCUUGGGUGUGCCGGCGGCUGCGAGCUCCGAGGAGGCAGUGAAGAGCCUGCUCCUCCGGCAGCAAUGUCGAAGCCGAGAGGGGCAGCUUCUGUGGGCUCCUCUUCUGGGGCAGAUGGGCCCGCCCUCAAGGGACGACGGCCGCUCGUCGGCGCCGCGUGCGCUGCGCAGAGUCUGCCGGCGGCAGGUGCCAGGAACUGCCAGCCUGCUCGGCGGCAGGCAUACGUCCCCUCCCGGACUCCUGCUCGCUCCUUCUCGCUCCCUCCUCUCUCUGACGUUGCGCAGACAUGGAUCGGAGGUCGUUGCGUUAGUCGCGACGUGCAACAAAUAAUCGCCGACUUAGGCGACGGGCAUGUCCCCUCCCUGGCUCCUCCGAGCUCCUCGCUCCCUUCCUUUUUGCGCAGACAUGGAUCGGAGAUCGUUGCGUUGUUCGUGACGUGCAAC